AUGGUAGCUAUUCCCCAGAAUCAUGCAACUUAUGAACCAGAGCAUCAGGGCAGAGCCAAGAGGAGGAGGAAAGGUAGGACUCUGGAAGAUAACAGAUGCCACCGAAGAGAAGUGGAAGAGACCCAGAAGCUGAUCUCUGUUUUAAGAAGCCCCCUCGGCCGGCAUCAUGAUACCAUCCACUUUCAUCAACUGUUAUGGCCAGACCCCUCCUGUGAGGUGUGUAAUAGCACAACUUCUGAGAUCAAUCGGUUGCUGUUCCUGCAGUCCCUGGAAGAUUCUACCCCCUUGGCUUCCACAGCUCGUGUGACUUCUUCAUCGUUCACUCUCUCCCCUGACUUCUCAGCAAUCCCUCCAGGAGAGCUAAUAUCAGCUUCUCUACCUAAGCCUUCCCCACCAUCUGCCUCCAUCUUCUCACCUAACCCAGAGAUCCCUGUGGCUGAUUUAUUUCCACCCUCACUACCGCGUGAUUCUUUGCCACUAGAGCCCUUUCCUCCCUUGGAUUCCAAAUUCCCAAUGGACCAUUUCCCAACCCAGCCCCCUGUCUUUCCUCCUGUCCCACCACAUCAUGUCCAUUCAGUGGACCAUAGUGUCCAAAGAGAGACAGUGUCUCUAAAUACCAUCUUCUCUCUGGACCCUACCCUUUCCCAAGAAGUCAGCCCCUUACCAGAGUUGUCUCAGAUGAAUCCCACUGAGACCUUUGCUCAUCAUCACACACCACCAACCUGGUCUACUUCACCACCGCCAGACUGCAAUUUAUCUGUGACUCCAUCUAAACCGAUUUCCAUCUCAAGGAAGCCUGUUCCAGAGAGCUCACCCCCAGAGAGCUCUGGUGGGUUGUCUACUUGUGCCCCAACAAUCAUAGGCAUUGACCCCUCCAGCUUGUCAAUUUUAGACCUCCCUUGGUGACAAACUCAUGCCAAAGACUUCUUCCCUUCAACCCUGCCUCCAUGUGAUUUCCAUCAAGAGUUUCUGGGCUUCCAUUCUUCAGAAGCUUCUUCCAGGGGAGACCCUGCAGCCAAAAGUGUAGAGCCUGGUAACCUCUCACUUCUCAGCCCUGAUGCCCUGGCACUUCUAGAGAAACAAGUCCAAAAGAGGAGUGAUUUCCUCAGGUGGGAAGAAACAAAGGGUUCUUUUCCAAAACAAACAAUUAUCGAUAAGCAUGGUUUGGCAUCCUCCCUUCCUUUCUGCAGCAGCAAAGACCAAUCAAAGGAGCUGCAUAUGCAUCAGCAGCGCCCAUAUCCUACCACCUCGGAAGAGGGCCAUUUACA
Molecule: messenger RNA, 1268 nt
Organism: Mustela erminea (ermine)
Lineage: Eukaryota; Metazoa; Chordata; Mammalia; Carnivora; Mustelidae
Product: spermatogenesis-associated protein 31D3-like
Source: RefSeq, a predicted model, not a curated record